This is a messenger RNA of Oncorhynchus tshawytscha (Chinook salmon), 2354 nucleotides long. Its product is annotated as heparan-sulfate 6-O-sulfotransferase 3-B-like. The record is from RefSeq and is a predicted model, not a curated record. Gene Ontology annotation, molecular function: heparan sulfate 6-sulfotransferase activity. Lineage: Eukaryota; Metazoa; Chordata; Actinopteri; Salmoniformes; Salmonidae. The transcript has 3 exons. Bases 578 to 1915 code for a protein of 445 amino acids. Gene Ontology annotation, cellular component: membrane.
UGUAUUGCCCUGCGCACAGAUGAACAAUUGUUGUUGAGAUGUUGACUUGAAGAGCCAGCCUUAAUCGACACAAAAGUGUUAUUUAAAAACAUUGUCGUGGUGACGCAAAGGUUUAAAAUGAACAGUGAACCGGUAGGCUAUAGAGAGAUGCAUGGAUAGUGCGUGUGCGCCUGGUGGUUAUGCUACUAAUGACAGCGUGAUGCAUUUAUGCGAGGUUGCAGUCGCCGCCUCCGGACAGAGCUGUUGUCGAAGAAGAUGCUGAAUCAGCUGCGCGCUCGUGAGAUAGACUACCCCGGGUAGGCUAUGUCUGUUUUUCAAAUUUCACAAAUGUCUCCUUUGCUUCUGACAAUAGAAGACGAUACAUUGGCAUAGCGUUGGGAAUAGUUAAAAAAAAAAAAUUAAAAACAUUUUGCUGCUGGAAAUAAAUAGGCUGCCUGUCUAGAGAGAUGUUCAUCGCUCCAAAGGAGACAUCAAGUUUGACAACUGUAACCAUCUAGGCUACGAUGAAGCAGGGUGCACGAGGAGUUAGAGCAUUUGGUUUGGCUGGAGACUUUAUGUUACCGCUUAUAUCAAUGGCAUGACUAUUUCACCACGCACAAUGGAGGAUAAAUCCAACAAAAUCAUUUUGAUUCCGAUACUGGCCGUGGUCUUCUUGAUGAUAGGCUAUCAGUACAUUUGUCCAGCCGGCAGUAACUCUUGUCGCUUCCUAACCAGGGACAAGUUGAGUGGAAUGUUCCGCCAAUAUCACUCGGGGGACGACAUUUACGCGUACCAAGAAGGGCUGGAGUCGGAGGGUUCCUCAACAACUCUGUCCAAAUUCAAUUUUACUGACCGAGACCUUGAGCGACACGUGGAUUUCAACAUCAAAGGAGAUGACGUUAUAGUGUUCCUUCACAUCCAGAAGACCGGUGGGACUACUUUCGGACGGCACCUUGUCCGAAACAUUCACCUCGAACAGCCCUGUGAUUGUAUGCCAGGACAGAAGAAAUGUACCUGUCACCGCCCGGGCAAAGCGGAGUCCUGGCUUUUCUCCAGGUUCUCUACUGGCUGGAGUUGUGGUCUACAUGCGGACUGGACCGAGCUGACUAACUGCGUGCCUGUAGUGAUGAACAAGAAAGACAAGAAGGAUGCUCAGAGGGACCGACGGAACUUCUACUACAUCACCAUGCUAAGGGACCCUGUCUCCCGCUACCUGAGCGAGUGGAAGCACGUGCAGCGGGGCGCCACCUGGAAGACAGCCCUGCACAUGUGUGACGGCCGCUCUCCCACCCAGGACGAACUGCCCGCCUGCUACAGUGGCGACGACUGGACCGGGGUCACGCUGACCAACUUCAUGGACUGCCCUUCCAACCUGGCCAACAACCGGCAGGUCCGCAUGCUGGCCGACCUCAGCCUGGUGGGCUGCUACAACGUCUCCACCAUCGGCGCCGAACGGGAGCGCGGCCGUGUCCUACUAGCCAGUGCCAAGAACAACCUCCGCAACAUGGCCUUCUACGGCCUGACCGAGUUCCAGCGCAAGACGCAGUACCUGUUUGAGCGGACAUUCGGCCUGCGCUUCAUCCAGGCUUUCACGCAGAUCAACAGCACGCGGGCGGCCAGCGUGGGGGUGGGGGAGGGGGCUCUGCGGCGGCGCAUCGAGGGGCUCAACGCCCUGGACGUGGAGCUGUACGAGUACGCCAAGGAGCUGUUCCUCCGGAGGUAUCAGUACAGCCGCCAGACACAGCACCAGGAGCAGAGGUUGAGGAGGAGGCAGGAAAGGCAGGAGGAGAGGCAGCGGCUACACCAGCACACAGCCCCCAUCUCCAAAGCCAGGAGGGAGGAGGAGGAGAGGGAGAUAGAGGGGGUGGAAGGGGAGAAGGUGGGAGGUGUAGCCACCACAGAGGACUACAGCAGCCAGGUGGUGAGAUGUAGGUGAACAACUCUAGUGUCAAAUGGACAUUCUACAAGAUUUGAUCAGAAUCUCCAUGGGACUGUACGUAAACAAAAUAAGCGCCUCAGGAUUCUUGAAAAGAAUGUGGUUCGCUUAGGGUUGCAAAGGGAGGGUAUAUUACUGGAAACUUUCGAAGUUUACCAGUAAACUACCAGGAUUUCGGUAGCUUUCUUUUUAUAUUUUAUCAGAUGGCAUCUACUGGCCAUUUUGGGUACUUCAGAUUAUCACAGGUGUCAGUAAUUAUCUGUGGCCCUCUAUGUGGCCUUAUCACAUGUAAAAUGUAUAAAAUAAUCAAGUAAGAUGAUUCUAAAAUAAGAAAUUAAAUGUAAAACCUGUAAAAUAUUAUCCUAAUAUAAAUCAUCAAUCAAAACCAUUGGUGUUUAAUAUGAGGGUUUCAGCAUUAAACACCUUUGUAUUUUUUUCA